Messenger RNA from Herpailurus yagouaroundi (jaguarundi), 1766 nucleotides. Its product is annotated as allergen Fel d 4. Lineage: Eukaryota; Metazoa; Chordata; Mammalia; Carnivora; Felidae. The transcript is spliced from 7 exons. Gene Ontology annotation, molecular function: odorant binding; small molecule binding. The record is from RefSeq and is a predicted model, not a curated record. Bases 938 to 1501 code for a protein of 187 amino acids.
UCAAGAGUCAGAUGCUUAACCAACUGAGCCACUCAGGCACCCCCAAAGCCGUGCUCUUAAGCCCUUUCUACGUGAUACCACCUCUCUAGUGUCACUCCUUUUCUGACCUACAAUGGUAUGGACUUAAUCCCACUCAGUUGGGUUAUUUCAUAUGCUUGUAGUGUUAAGUUUUUAUUGAUUAUAUGAAGUAUUUCCCCAACUCCAUUGAUAGUUACUUGAAGCAAGGGAUGAUAUCUUGUACUUCUCCAUUUCUCUUAUGGGGCAUAUGGUAUAGUGAGGUAUACUCAGUGAUUAAACACUUGUCCAUUCAUUGUGGGGAAAGAAAAAAACGUAGUGAUUGAGUUCAGAGAAUAAGGAAAAGAAAUUUAAAUAUACUGAAUAGAAGCCAUAUUUCAUUAUUUUAUUCAAACCUGUUUUGCAUCAACUCUAUUUUACUGCUUUGUGGAAGGUACUAUCUUUGGUAGAGGCAGUGUCUUUGCUUCUGAAAUUAGUAAAAUUGAAGUGAUGCACCCAAUUCUGCACACCAUCUGAACAAUGGAACAUAGAUUUCCUACACAUUCCCUUUCCAAGUUUUAUUCCAUUCCUGCCUCACAUAAUUGGCUGAUUCCAAGCCAGAUCCACAGUUAAAUCUGGUUCCAAAAGGCAGGGUUUUUUCCACCAUUUUUCUUGAGUGUGUGUUUUGAGAAAUUUAAGGUCAUUAAGUAGAUCUAAAAGAGAGGAGAUUGCCAAGUUUCAAAAGGGCAAGAACAGUCUUUGGCCUCACACCAGUGAAUGAUAUACCGUUUCGUGGAGUGGGAGGAGGGAAGGUGGUGUCCAAUGGACGAAAAAACUGGACCCAGAACAGAUAUAAAAACAGAGGAGCCAGGGACUGGAGCCACCAUCAGGGAGAGACUCGCUCCCAGUGACUGUAGGGAAGACCGUGCUAUUUCCUGCCAAGAUGAAGCUGCUGUUGCUGUGUCUAGGGCUGACUCUAGUCUGUGCCCAUGAGGAAGAAAAUGUUGUGAGAAGCAACAUCGAUAUUUCAAAGAUUUCAGGAGAGUGGUAUUCCAUUCUCUUGGCCUCAGAUGUUAAGGAAAAGAUAGAAGAAAAUGGUAGCAUGAGGGUUUUUGUCGAACACAUCAAAGCCCUGGACAACUCUUCUCUGGCCUUUGUAUUGCAUACAAAAGAGAAUGGAAAGUGUACUGAAAUAUUUCUGGUUGCUGACAAAACAAAGGAUGGUGUAUAUAGUGUUAUGUAUGAUGGAUACAAUGUAUUUAGCAUAGUUGAAACGGUCUAUGAUGAGUAUAUCCUGUUACAUCUUCUGAAUUUUGACAAGAGACCAUUCCAACUGGUAGAGUUCUAUGCCCGAGAACCAGAUGUGAGUCAAAAACUCAAGGAAAAGUUUGUGAAAUACUGCCAAGAACAUGGGAUUGUUAAAGAAAACAUACUUGACCUGACUGAAGUUGAUCGCUGUUUACAGGCCCGAGGAAGUGAAGCGGCCCAGGACUCCAGUGUUGAGUGAAUGCUUCCUUACCUGAGCUCCAGGAUCUUCCCUUCUGUGGUCCCCACACCAUCUAGUGACAAGUGCUGUGACCUGAUUUCCAUCAUAAUCACAUAGGAAAGCAUUAUCUCUGCAUCUUCAGAAUCUUCCUUAAUUGUCUAGGAAAACAUCAACCAACCAAGAUUUCAAGAUUUUCUCCAAAUUUUCCAGCUGUCUUUCCCAUACCCAGGAGAACUCUGUCAUGAAUAAGAACUUCCUAUACCUGGUCAAUAAAUGAUUAGCCUUG